This is a messenger RNA of Macrosteles quadrilineatus (aster leafhopper), 1454 nucleotides long. Its product is annotated as stimulator of interferon genes protein-like. Gene Ontology annotation, cellular component: endoplasmic reticulum membrane; autophagosome. Bases 106 to 1254 code for a protein of 382 amino acids. Lineage: Eukaryota; Metazoa; Arthropoda; Insecta; Hemiptera; Cicadellidae. Gene Ontology annotation, biological process: positive regulation of type I interferon production; activation of innate immune response; positive regulation of macroautophagy. The transcript has 10 exons. The record is from RefSeq and is a predicted model, not a curated record. Gene Ontology annotation, molecular function: cyclic-di-GMP binding; 2',3'-cyclic GMP-AMP binding.
UAAAAUUGUUGAGUAAGUAGAAAAUAAGUUACGUCUACCUGGUGGCAGUGGUACCUAGUAAGAAGUCAACUAAACUAGUCUAGUUCACUUUUAUCUUUAAAUAACAUGAGGGCCAAACUCUUACCUAAGAAUCAUCGCAAACCCUUCCGACAUAAAGAUAUAAAACAGUGGAUUAGCUUAACAAGUUCCAUCUUUUUUGUUGGAAUAUUUGCAUACCUACAAGAGAAGAAAUUUAGUGAAUUAUGUGUUCCGGUUGCAGUUGGAUUGUUUGUAUUUAUUUGUCAGAGAAUUUGUUUGUUCCUGCUAGAACUAUUCAUGUACAGACAGUUUGACAUGUCUCGUACGCUGCAACUUCUGAUUCAGCCCAGUAGUACAUCUUCUGAAUACCCGAAUGUGCACGGAUUUUGGUUAAGGAUUCUAGCAUUUUCUCUCUCCUUAUCACAUUGCUCUUCUAAGGAAAUGUGGUUUGAUGAUAAAUUUGAUGUAGCGUUAUUAGUAUACCUGAUCAUUCUAGGAAUACUGUUGGGAUGGCAAGACUGCGCCCUGUUAGAGUCUCACAGGCUGAUGAAGCCGUUUACGUACUGUGGUGGAAGUGCGAUGGCCUUCAGUUUUUAUCACGGUUACCUCAAGUUAAUUGCACCUGGCUUGAUCAGCAGAAUAACUCAAUUUCAAGAUAAUAACCAACUCAAUACCAACCAGAUUCCACAAAAAAAGCUUUACAUACUGAUCCCAUCAUCAUCAUAUGUUUUUGACAAACUUGAUGGGUAUCAACAAUGGACGAAAACACAGGAUCUCAAAAUGUACCAUGUUGCUGACGAGAUGGUUUUCACUCUUGAUCCUGGAACACUCAAUUUACGAGCUGAUUUUAAUCGAUCCAGAGAAAAAUUUGAGAGCCACAAACAAGACAGAAGUUUAGUGAGAAACAGAAUCUACAAAAAUACCAUGUAUAUGGUAGAAUACAAAGAAAAGGAACAUUAUUAUGUACUCCUUGAAGCAGCAUCUCCUAUCAAGACAUUCUAUGAAACAUGUAAAGAGAAUAAAGAGUUUGAAAAAAACAAAAAAGAAGUUAUAUCUUCAUUUUAUUUCACCUUGAAAAAGCUCAUUAAAGAGAACCCAGAGACUAGGAAUGUUAUUAAAUUGAUUUAUUAUGAUGAUGAACUAGGAGAUGUUUCCAUUGCAGACAUAGUUAAAGAACGAAUAUUAAAGAUAAAAGACAAAGAGAAAGAACAACACAAUGGACAAGAUGGACUAUAAUGACAAACAACAAAAUUUAAGAAAAUGAGGACAAGAAGAGAAAAACAAGGGUAAAGAAAAAUAAGGAAUUAAAGUAACACAACUUUUUCUUGGAUCCAAUUUUUAUUUUUUUUAUAAAAUGUGACAAGCACAACCAUCAAAAUAUUUUAUACAUAAAUUUAUAACUAUGUAAAUCUAAUUGACAUGUUGUUAACUUUCUU